Amphimedon queenslandica is the source of this 1947-nucleotide messenger RNA. RefSeq names its product sulfite oxidase-like. The coding region runs from base 128 to 1855 and encodes 575 amino acids. The transcript has a single exon. NCBI's taxonomy places the organism in Eukaryota, Metazoa, Porifera, Demospongiae, Haplosclerida, Niphatidae. Gene Ontology annotation, biological process: sulfur compound metabolic process. The record is from RefSeq and is a predicted model, not a curated record. Gene Ontology annotation, cellular component: mitochondrion. Gene Ontology annotation, molecular function: sulfite oxidase activity; molybdenum ion binding; heme binding.
ACAUUUAUCAGGAAUUGGAUUAUAAUGAAAAUACGUGACGGUACGUGACUUGUCUGUCCAGUUUAUCAUGAGAACAUUGACAUUCAAGUAUAGCUUUCAUUGUUUUAAUUGGCCCUGAAAGGAAGACAUGCUCUUAAGAUCUGUUCUACGUGUUCAUUGCCACACUAAUCGGCUAUACCCACAAUUCCGCUCUAAUUCCAGAGCAUUCUCCUCCCGCUAUGGCCGUAGGACUUCUUACAAAAGAACACAGGUGCUCUAUCCAGCAGGAGUGGCAGCAUCCCUUACAGCUGCCGGAGUGUUGGCCGUGAAAAGUGAACCAAAGAGUAGUAGUAAUAGUAGUAGUAAAGAAGGAGGAGGAGAGGUGGGAGGAGUUACAGGUGGUUUAACAGCCGGUGAAUGGAAAGACGGUCUACCGCUGUACUCGUUUGAUGAGGUCAAGAAGCACGACUCAAGCGAGAAUGGUGUAUGGGUCAUUUAUAAUAAAGGAGUGUACGACAUCACUGGGUUCAUAUCCAAGCACCCUGGGGGGGAGCUACUUCUCGUCGGGGCUGGACGUGCUAUAGAUCCUUACUGGAAGAUAUACAGUGUCCACCAUAGCCCGGAGACUCACGCAUUGCUAGAAUCAAUGAGAAUUGGUAAUUAUGACACUAGCAGUACUCCGGAAGAAGAGAAAGGAGAGGACGAUGGUGAGUUAGAUAAUCAGUGGUCUAACGAACCUCAGUCACGUCACCCUGCUCUCUUAUGCAAUCAAGAAAAACCCUUUAAUGCCGAGCCUCCCCCGGCUAUUUUAACCGGAGACUUUCACACGCCAAACGAUCUCUUUUAUGUACGUAAUCACCUUCCGGUCCCACCUAGAGUUGAUCCUAAAGAGUACAGGCUUGAAAUAGCCAAGGAAACUGGCAUUGGUGAAGGUGUGGAACCGAUUGAGUUGAGUCUGGAAGAAAUAAAAGCAUUUCCUGUCACUUCAAUAUCAGCUGUAGUACAGUGUGGCGGUAACAGACGCCACAGUAUGGCCUCAUAUAAGCCAGUCCGUGGUCUAUCAUGGAAGGGAGGAGCUAUUGGUAAUGCUCGUUGGACCGGAGUACGAUUGUGUGACGUAUUGAAGCAUGUUGGUGUCAGUGGGGGAAACUAUGGCGGUAUUAAGCAUGUUCAGUUUGAAGGUCUUGAUGCUGAUGCAAUGGGUUCAUGCUACAGUGCAUCCAUACCCAUUGAAACUGCAAUGGAUCCUAAUCGUGACGUAUUGCUAGUCUUCCAAAUGAAUGGAGAGGACAUACCUAUUGACCACGGGUAUCCACUGAGGGUUAUAGUCCCUGGGGCAGUCGGGGCUCGUAGCGUCAAGUGGGUUUCUCGUAUCGUCCUCAGUACAGAGGAGAGUCCAAGUAUUUGGCAGAGACGAGACUAUAAGCUGUUCCCGUCUAAUGUUGACAUUAAUAAUGUUGACUAUGAGUCCAGUGAAGCUAUGCAGGACAUGCCUGUACAGUCAGCUAUAUGUCUACCAAUCCCUGGUAGUACUGUUGACAUCAGUAGUGGGUUUGUGACACUACGAGGAUAUGCUUGGAGUGGCGGUGGGAGGAGUAUCUCAAGAGUUGAUGUCUCCAUUAAUGGAGGCAAGGACUGGUCGGUUGCUAAGCUUCAUUCUAAUGAAUCUCAAAAACCAAACAGAGUUUGGGCUUGGUCUUUGUGGGAGGCAACUGUCCCUGUGUCUGCUUGUACUGGGCAAUUGGACAUUGUGUGUAAAGCUAUGGAUUCAUCUUGUAAUACACAGCCAGAGAAUGUUGAGUCAAUUUGGAACUUUAGAGGACUUGCUAAUAAUGCUUGGCACCGUGUGUCCGUCAAAACUGCCAAUAACAUUUAAAUUUAUAAUAAUUAUAUUGAUUCAUUUCAUUCAACCACGCUUAUGAUUUCAACUGUUUGUGAUGCUUUAUCUUUGUAUUUAUUUAAUAAUUA